AUGCAAAAGAAUACUAUAUUGAUCUGUUCAAACAAUGUCAAAAAAUAUUCUCAAAACAUAGAAAUUGUUUCUACAUUUAGUUUUUUUGAUUCUUUAAAGAGAUUCAAUCCGCUAGAUAUUAAAUUGGAUAACUUGAAAACUUUAAGUGUCCUCGACUUGAUUAGUGGUGAUCAUUUAUAUGUCAAUUUUUCAAUCAAUGAACACUUUAAUCGGUUUAGAUUAACUCAUCAAACCAUUAAGCUUGAUUUUACAACUCGAAGCCAUUUUCAAUUACUAAAAUAUUUAGAUAAAAUACUUUUCCAAAAAACCAUUUCUAAUAGUGCACUUCUUUGUUUCAUUGGGGAACACUCUGCAGAGUUAAAUCGUUUAACCUCUCUCUCAUUCAAAAAUUCCAAUCCCAGUUUUAAUUCAUUCUUAAAGUAUAAUUUCAAAGACUUUUAUUUUUUGAAAAAACUCACCUUAUCUGAUAACAAUUUGCUAUUGAUUUCAGAAUUUUUUUUAUUGGAUAAUUUAGAAACCCUCAAUUUGAGAAGCAAUUCAAUAGAAAAAAUUGAAAAUUUAGUACUGCUUAAAAACUUACAAACACUUAAUCUUAGCAACAAUAAAAUUCUAAAAAUAGAAAAAAUAUCUUCUCUUGUUAAUUUAGAAAAUUUAAAUUUAUCAAAUAACAAAAUUUCAAAAUUGGAGAAUCUAAAUACAUUGAAAAACCUUCGGAUAUUCAAUUUGUCCGGAAAUUUACUUGAAAAUGUUGAAAAUAUAUCAAUGAUUUCUUAUAUUGAAGAAUUGGAUUUAUCAUCAAAUCAAAUCGAAUUUACGCACAACUUGGAUGAAUUAUUCGCAUUAAAAAAAUUGCAAAAAUUUAAAAUCUCUGAUAAUUUCCUUUCUGACACCGAUCGAUUGGAAUCAAUCGCCUUUGUGAGUAAAACCUUUUUGACUGAAUUAACUUCAAUAAUACAAGAUCAUGAUAUACUAAGCAAAGUACUUUUUGAAAGUCCUGACACUGACAGAAUAAUAGAAUUAUCAAAUGUUUUAAAGGAUGACAGUAAAUAUAAAUCUGUAAAAUUGAUAAAAAUUCUUAGAAAUAAUUGGUUCAAUUUUUCGAAACCACAUAUCCAUUUUUUAUAUAACUUUGGAAUUGAAAAUAUAGAGGAGCAAAAACAUAUAUUUACUUUAAUCCAAAAUCAAGUUCAAUUCGCAAGAUAUUGUACAUUAAUGUUAUCAGCCGGAAAAGAUUUUCUCAAACAGGAUCCGGAUAUUGUUAAACCAUAUUCUCAACGAAAUUUCUAUGAGCAAUAUUUUAAAUCAUUUGAGUAUAUUGCUAGGGUCCAUGAACAGGAUCUAGCAAUUCCUUUAGUCAAAUUAUUAAUUAAACAAGGAAUAAUUAUUGAAGACGAAAAAUUGUUGGAUGUAUUUGAUUACUAUAUUAAAAAUGCUGAAAAUGCUUGGAAGAAUUUUCUUUAUCACUAUGUCAAAGUGAAUGUGUUCCUUCGGUUUAUGAGGACAAUAAAUCAAUUUGGUCCACAGGUUUGUCAAAAAUUUGAUUGUUGGAAAAAUAAUUUAGAAAAGAAAAAAAUUAUAACCUUAAAGAAUUUUAAUUUUAUGUCUAGUCAACAAUUUUAUUCGAUUAAUAGAAAUAUCUCCCAAAUUCAAUCAUUGAACAAAAUGAACAAGAAAUAUUCUGAAAAUUCUGAACCUGAACUUGAAACCAAAUUCGAAAUCAUUGCUAGGAAAAUGAAAAAUCUUUGUAUAGAAAUUGAUAGGGUUUAUUCACUUUACGAAAAUGAUGAAGUAUUAUCAAUGUUAGAAAAUAUGUUUUUCCAUUCUUAUCUUAACAGAAAUAAAGAUUUUGGUUUACUAAGUAUAUUUUACGCUAAAAAAGCGAGUAAAUUUUUCACAAUAAAAGAGCCUAUAUUAGUGCUAGUGUUUUUAAAUUGUUUAGUUGUGGUUUCAUUUCUGCUUGAGAAAUAUAGUUUAAAAAAAGUAUUUCCUGAAAUUAAAAUGCUGAAUUUAUUCCUUCAGUUAAAUCUGAAAGAUAGUUCCCAAGCUACAAUCAAAAUCCGUGAUUUGUCGAACAAUAAUAGUUAUCAAUUGAUUAUUUACGAUUAUAGUGCGUUUGCUCAAACUAUUGAAAAUGCUAGAGAGCUUUUGACUGUCAAAAAAAUAAAUAAUAUUUAG
This is a messenger RNA of Ascoidea rubescens DSM 1968, 2175 nucleotides long. Its product is annotated as leucine-rich repeat domain-containing protein. NCBI's taxonomy places the organism in Eukaryota, Fungi, Ascomycota, Saccharomycetes, Ascoideales, Ascoideaceae. Gene Ontology annotation, cellular component: cytoplasm. The transcript is spliced from 2 exons. The coding region runs from base 1 to 2175 and encodes 724 amino acids. The record is from RefSeq and is a predicted model, not a curated record. Gene Ontology annotation, molecular function: protein binding.